Alnus glutinosa is the source of this 1989-nucleotide messenger RNA. RefSeq names its product signal recognition particle subunit SRP54 2. The coding region runs from base 171 to 1658 and encodes 495 amino acids. NCBI's taxonomy places the organism in Eukaryota, Viridiplantae, Streptophyta, Magnoliopsida, Fagales, Betulaceae. The record is from RefSeq and is a predicted model, not a curated record. The transcript has 9 exons. Gene Ontology annotation, molecular function: 7S RNA binding; endoplasmic reticulum signal sequence receptor activity; GTPase activity. Gene Ontology annotation, biological process: SRP-dependent cotranslational protein targeting to membrane; SRP-dependent cotranslational protein targeting to membrane, translocation. Gene Ontology annotation, cellular component: signal recognition particle, endoplasmic reticulum targeting; cytosol.
CACUGCAAUACAACGACCACCACCACCACCUGAAAUUCCUUCUCUCUUACGUUUCGUAAGCAUUUUGAUUCCCAAAACGCCACAACCCUAACCCUAAACCUAUUCUUCCUGUUCUUCUUCCCAAUCGCACCCGAAUUUCUCAGUUCUUUGUCUCUUUUCAAGCAGCGAAGAUGGUGUUGUCCCAGCUAGGGGGGAGCAUAUCGCGUGCUCUCCAGCAGAUGAGCAAUGCGACCAUAAUAGACGAAAAGGUCCUCAACGAGUGCCUCAACGAGAUCACGCGGGCUCUUCUUCAGGCCGAUGUGCAAUUCAAGCUCGUCCGCGAAAUGCAGACCAACAUCAAGAAGAUCGUCAACCUCGACGACCUCGCCGCCGGCCACAACAAACGCAAGAUCAUCCAACAAGCUAUAUUUAACGAGCUCUGCAAAAUGCUGGAUCCUGGGAAGCCUUCUUUCACUCCAAAGAAAGGGAAGGCGAGUGUUGUUAUGUUUGUAGGUUUACAAGGGUCGGGGAAAACCACUACAUGUACAAAAUAUGCGUACUAUCAUCAGAAAAAGAGCUGGAGGCCUGCCCUCGUGUGUGCAGAUACGUUCAGAGCUGGUGCUUUUGAUCAGCUGAAGCAGAAUGCAACUAAGGCUAAGAUUCCGUUUUAUGGAAGCUAUACAGAGUCGGAUCCUGUGAAAAUUGCAGUAGAAGGUGUGGAAAGGUUCAAGAAAGAAAAUUGCGAUCUAAUAAUUGUUGACACCAGUGGGCGUCACAAACAAGAAGCUGCUCUUUUUGAAGAAAUGCGUCAAGUUUCUGAAGCAACGAAACCAGAUCUUGUUAUAUUUGUUAUGGAUAGCAGUAUUGGUCAGGCUGCAUUUGAUCAAGCUCAAGCUUUCAAGCAAAGUGUUUCAGUUGGAGCUGUAAUUGUUACCAAAAUGGAUGGGCAUGCAAGGGGAGGUGGUACUCUUAGCGCUGUUGCAGCAACGAAGAGUCCUGUCAUAUUUAUUGGGACUGGAGAGCAUAUGGACGAAUUUGAAGUUUUUGAUGUUAAACCAUUUGUCAGCCGUCUCUUAGGCAUGGGCGACUGGUCUGGAUUUAUGGACAAAAUUCAUGAAGUUGUUCCUAUGGAUCAGCAGCCUGAGCUUCUGCAAAAGCUUUCAGAAGGAAACUUUACGUUAAGGAUUAUGUAUGAGCAAUUUCAGAACAUACUUAAAAUGGGUCCAAUUAGCCAGGUUUUCUCAAUGCUUCCAGGAUUUAGUGCUGAGUUGAUGCCAAAAGGUCGCGAAAAGGAAAGUUCGACGAAGAUCAAGCGUUACAUGACAAUGAUGGACUCAAUGACAAAUGAAGAGUUGGAUAGUACAAAUCCAAAGCUGAUGAACGAGUCCCGUAUAAUGCGGAUAGCACGAGGUUCUGGUCGUCAAGUUAGAGAAGUAAUGGAGAUGUUGGAAGAGUACAAGCGGCUUGCUAAAGUAUGGAGCAAAAUGAAGGGGCUUAAGAUUCCGAAGAAGGGUGAAAUGAGUGCCCUAUCACGAAAUAUGAAUGCACAGCACAUGAGCAAAGUCCUCCCCCCACAGAUGCUGAAGCAGAUUGGUGGCAUGGGUGGCUUACAAAGCUUGAUGAAGCAAAUGGGAUCUACAAAAGAUAUGAUGGGGAUGUUCGGAGGUGGAGACAGUUAGAUUUUUGGUGGCAUGGGUGGCUCACCUCCAACCGGCCAUGGCUGUAAGGCUCACAUGCAUCUCUGCGCAACUUGAUGCUACUGACCAUUCCGCAAUGCCAGAUAUUUUAUUGUUUGUAGCUGGGCCGUUUUAGGUUUAAUCAUUAGUCUCAACUCUCAAGCAUGGGGGCAUUUUGUUUACUUUUACUUUUUGUAUGUAUUUACUUAAAAGGUUAUAAUUUGAAAUGUUUUUUUUUUUUUAAUUUAAGGCCAUCAGACAGGAUCUUUUAUAUAUAUUUAUAUAUUCCUUUGUGAUUAAAAACAAAUAAAAUGAUAUUAUUGCAUUUGUUUAA